UUACAAAACCAGUGUCGUAUAAAAUUCUGAAAAUUAGAUUUCGUUGAAUAAUAACGUAAGAUUUAGGUUUAAGUGGUUAGUGUGUUAAAAGGAGUGAAUUUUAAGACAUUACUUGGAGAGUUUCCGUAAAAAUGAUUACGUUAACUGAGGAUGUCGGCAAGCUAUUCAAUGAGGUUCUUCAAGAAAUUUCUCAGAAUAUUCGUCACAUGAUGGAAGAACUUUGGCUCAACUGGUCUCAUUUGGGCGUGGAUGACAAUACAAAAGUUAGCAAUAUAAUUAAAUUGAAACAGAUUGAGAAAGAGUUCCAUAAAGAUGUGAUAUCUGAGACUAGACAAAAACUAAUAAUUAUGCAAAGUCAAGUAGACAAGUUAAAAGAGGAAACUGAAGAACUAAGCCGAUGUCUGUCGGUGGAUAUAACAAUAUUGGACUUUAAAGAAGAAAUGAUGUUAGUUGAAUAUAAGAGAGAAUUGGAAGAGCAGAUAGCUGGAUAUAGAGAGCAAAUGGAACAGCGCCGCAAGAAGAUGAAAAGGCUUGUUGAGUGGCAGAGAGACCUUACUGAAAAGCUCGGUGUCACAACACAUGAGCUACAAGAAAUACCUCUUCCUGCUGAAGAUGAAUUGGAUAAGCUCAAAGAUCACUUGGAAGUCCUACAAGCUGAAAGAGAUAAGAGAGCAGAGUUGUUUCUGAACACACAAGCUGAAAUUAAGGAUAUCAUGGAUAAGUUGCAAAUAAAACCGCAGAGUAAGUUUGAGCAAUCUGUUGUAUCAUCUCUAUCAGUAGACUUUAAGGUUACUGACUAUAACAUGGAUCGUCUGGCUAAGUUGAAGCAAGAUCUGCAAGAGAAGUAUGAUCAAACUAACAACCGGGUUUUAGAGUUGCGUGAGAGACUUACUAAACUCUGGGACUGUUUAGAGGAAGACUAUAUUUAUCGUGAUAACUUCCUACAAGCACAUCCUGGUUGUCACCCUGAAACGGAAACAGCACUCAAAGAGGAAAUAAAGAGAUGUGAUCAAAUUAAAAGACAAAAGAUUGCGGUGUUUGUUGCAAAUGUCCGUACAAAGAUAAAGUUGAUGUGGGACAAUGUGAUGUACUCAACUCAAGAGAGAGAAGAAUUUUUACACUACUUCCAGGAUAUAUUCACCGAAGACACCCUGACCUUGCAUGAACUAUAUUUGGAUAGAAUUACCAAAUAUUACAAUGAUAACAAGCAUAUCUUUGAGCUGGUAGUUACACGCAAAAAUCUAUGGUUGAAAAUGACGGAACUAGAAGCGCGUGCCUCUGAACCUGGCCGAUACCACAACCGCGGAGGACAACUGCUGCGAGAAGAGAAGGAACGAAAGGCGAUAGCUAGCAAUUUACCCAAAAUUGAAGCACAAAUUAGAGAUUUGGUCACUGAAUACGAGUCUAAGACAGGCAAUACCUUCACCGUGGAUGGCAAACCACUUUUGCAGCUGAUACAAGAUGAGUGGGAGGUCAGAAAAGCGGAGCGUCAUAACAAGCUGUCGGCUCGCAAGCAGGCGCUAACACCUACCACCCCACUGUUCCGUUCGCUCGCAACUUCACCACUCGGCAAACGAAAUCGCACGGCGGCUGGUUUAGCGGCCACCGCUGAGAAGAACAGACCUCCCAGCAAGCGUCAACUCAUCACGAGUAGUGCAACCAAGGCCGUCACCACUCUCUCCUCCAACCUAUCUGCGCUCAAGAGGUCAGCUAUAUCGACUGUUAAGAGACGUAUCAGCGGGCGGCUGGCGGCGCGAGCGGUGGCGGAGGGCAAGGGGGAGCUCGCCAAGCGGAAACUGGACUACGGCGGGGAUGGCAAGAAGACUCCGAAGGCCACCGUCAAUGGCAACAUUCUCAAACACAAGCGGACCUCGCACGGUCGGCGUCGUAGCGGCGGGCGGCGCUCGACUGGCGGCGCGCUGUCGGGCGAAUCUCGCGCCACCGAUCCGCUCAUGGAGACCACGCUGCUCACCACAUACACUGACUUCAAGGACGGCAUUAACGAGAAACAGAUCAGUCGAAGCUCAAUGGCAAACAACAAAGGCCACGAAGUAAAUCUUCCGACCAUAGUCUUUCAAACUUUAGAAGAGAGAAAAGAGACCCCAAAAAAAACUUUAAAAACGAACCCUACUCCACUGACGCCGAAAAUCGGAAAGGAGAAUAUACAACACGUGAAUAUGCCGAUGACGCCUAAGAGUAAUCUCCUAUGUACGCCCACGAGACUAACUCGAUCCGCUUUAAAGUUGAAUAACGAUGGCUUCGCGACCCCCCGAGCUCCCCUUAGCGCGAACAAAGUGAACCUUCAGAGACAAAACACAGUCACCAGUAUGCCCCUAAAGACGACUCCAAACAACGUUAGCCGGUCUAAAUCGCAUUCGCAUUUAAUGCGAGCCAAAAACUUCCCACCCCUCAUAUAAACUCUUCGAAAUGAUGUAUGCAUAUUUUAAUACAAUGCUGUGCUCCUUUUAUUACGAAUAGUAAUGUAUUAAGAUGUGUGGACAAUCAAUGACAUAAGUGAGAUUUUUAGAACAAAAAUCAAAUGUUAAUUUAUGACAUACUCGUUAAAAUAUUCCAAUUGUGUGUCUCAAUUAUUAUUAUUUUUGAUAGGUUUAAUUGACAUUGUAUUGAGGUAAUUUAAUAUGUUAAUAGAUUAUGUUAUGAAUAGUAUAUUUUUUACGUAGUUUCAUAUGUUUUUUUAAAGAUUUUCAGUUGGAUAUAAUUUUCAUUUUAGUUGUUUUUUAUAUAGUAUCAUAGUUUAGAAUAACUGGCUCGAUUAUAGUUUUUAAUUGAAUGAUUGAAAUUGCGACGAAAUACCAACAAAGAAUUUUUAUUUUUAUUCAUACUAUUUACAAGAUAAUACUAAGUAAUUAUCGUCCUGGCAGCUUUAACUGUUCGUUUGUGAGAUGUACUUAAUACUGGUCAGUAUUGUAUGAUUUAAAGAAUACAUAGCACGUGUGGUUCACUAUUUUCAUGCACAUAAAUAUACGAUGAUUUUCGAUAUAAUGUAAUUUUGAAUAAUUUGAAUUUGUAAAUUAUGAUUGUAAUAUAUUAUUCAUAUUUUUA
This is a messenger RNA of Nymphalis io (European peacock), 3063 nucleotides long. RefSeq names its product protein regulator of cytokinesis 1-like. Bases 132 to 2417 code for a protein of 761 amino acids. The transcript is spliced from 14 exons. The record is from RefSeq and is a predicted model, not a curated record. NCBI's taxonomy places the organism in Eukaryota, Metazoa, Arthropoda, Insecta, Lepidoptera, Nymphalidae. Gene Ontology annotation, cellular component: spindle; mitotic spindle midzone; cytoplasm. Gene Ontology annotation, biological process: microtubule cytoskeleton organization; mitotic spindle midzone assembly. Gene Ontology annotation, molecular function: microtubule binding.